Molecule: messenger RNA, 2766 nt
Organism: Sphaeramia orbicularis (orbiculate cardinalfish)
Lineage: Eukaryota; Metazoa; Chordata; Actinopteri; Kurtiformes; Apogonidae
Product: extracellular calcium-sensing receptor-like
Exons: 13
Coding region: 1-2766 (921 amino acids)
Biological process (GO): G protein-coupled receptor signaling pathway
Cellular component (GO): plasma membrane
Molecular function (GO): G protein-coupled receptor activity
Source: RefSeq, a predicted model, not a curated record
AUGGCAUUUGCUGUGGAGGAGAUAAAUCGUAACAACACCUUGUUACAAGGAGUGAAGCUGGGUUACCGUAUACUGGACAGCUGUGGUCAGUGCCCCUGGACUCUGCAGUCAGCUCUGUCACUUAUUGGAGGAGACGCACACAUCUGUAACUCAGCUGUUUCUACUCCUCAGUCUGCAGCGAAUGAACAAACUGGGAAUGCAGCUGGAGCUGAUAUUCCACCAAAGUAUGACCUUGUCAACUGGCAGAAAACCCCUGAGGGUUCACUUAAACUUGUGUUGGUUGGUCAUGUGGAUGAGUUUAAUGUCCACCUAAAUGAGUCAGUUAUCCAGUGGAACACAGGAUCCAAUGAGGUUCCUGUCUCAGUGUGCAGUAAGAGCUGUCCCCCAGGUACCCGAAUGGCCAACAGGAAAGGAGAACCUGUUUGCUGCUUUGACUGUAUUCCAUGUGGAGAAGGAGAAAUUAGUAAUGUAACAGGUUCCCUCCACUGUGAACGUUGUCCAUCUGAGUUUUGGUCCAAUGCUGCCAGAACUGUCUGUAUACGUCGUCAGAUAGACUUCCUGUCUUUUAAUGAAACGCUUGGCAUUGCUCUGACUGCUGUAGCUGUGUCUGGUGCCAUGGUGACAGCAGCAGUGUUGGGAGUUUUUCUUUACUACCGUCAAACACCUAUGAUAAGUUACUCAGCAACUUGUCCUUGUCUCAGUGACAGGCACAAGUUUCCAAAUUUUUUCAGAACAGUCCCGAGUGAUAUUUACCAAGCUCGAGCCAUUGCACGACUAGUUUUACACUUCAAAUGGACUUGGAUUGGAGCAGUGAUAGCAAAUGAUGAUUAUGGUCAUUCUGCAUUACAGGUGUUUCAGGAGGAGAUUCAAGGAAAACGGAUCUGUUUAGAAUUCAUCCAUACAAUCAGCUCUGAAACAAUAAUCAAUGAUGCCAAAAAAGCAGCAUCUGUGGUAAAAUAUUCAACUGCAAGGGUGAUACUGAUUUUUUGCUGGUAUAUAGGGGUAAUUCAAUUACUUCUCGAACUGGCUAAGAUAAAUGUGACUGACAGACAGUUUCUGGCCAGUGAGGACUGGAGCACAAGAGAUGAACUUCUCCAAAAUCUCGGCCUCUCUACUGUUACAAACGGUGUUGUUGGUGUGGCCGUUCGAAGUUCACCAAUACCUGGAUUUGAAAAUUUUGUCAGAAGUUUAAAACCACAUCACCGUCCUGAUGAUGUGUUGAUAAGAGAAUACUGGGAAGAACAGUUUGGAUGUAGUCCUGGAACAACACAAUCCCAUGAAACACCUCCAUCCUCUAAUCUGUUUAAGUCCCUUGAAAAUGUUUUCCUUCCACCUUGUAAUGGAACAGAGUCUCUGGAGGAGGUGCAGAAUCCUUUUACUGACAUGUCUCAGCUGAGGUGGACAUAUAAUGUGUAUCUUGCUGUUUAUGCAGCAGCUCAUGCCCUUCACAGCCUUCUCUCCUGCCCAAACAGAGACAGUCCUACAAACAACAGCUCCACCUGCUCCUCUGCAAAACACAUCAAACCCAGAGAGCUUUUGCUACAUUUAAACAAAGUGAAUAUUUCCACACCACAUGGAGAAAUGUUCUAUUUCCAAGGAGCUGAUAUUCCACCCAAGUAUGACCUUGUCAACUGGCAGAAAACUCCUGAAGGUUCACUUAAACUUGUGUUGGUUGGUCAUGUGGAUGAGUUUAAUGUCCAUCUAAAUGAGUCAGUCAUUCAGUGGAACACAGGAUCCAAUGAGGUUCCUGUCUCAGUGUGCAGUAAGAGCUGUCCCCCAGGUACCCGAAUGGCCAACAGGAAAGGAGAACCUGUUUGCUGCUUUGACUGUAUUCCAUGUGGAGAAGGAGAAAUUAGUAAUAUAACAGGUUCCCUCCACUGUGAACGUUGUCCAUCUGAAUUUUGGUCCAAUAUUGAGCGAACUGUCUGUAUACGACGCCAGAUGGAUUUUUUGUCCUUUAAUGAAACACUGGGCAUUACUCUGACUACAGUCGCUGUGUCUGGUGCAGUGGUGACAAUAGUUGUAUUUGCCAUUUUUCUCUACUACCGUCGAACACCUAUGGUCCGAGCCAACAACUCAGAGCUGAGUUUCCUUCUUCUUCUGUCGCUGAAGCUCUGCUUCCUGUGUUCUCUGGUGUUCAUUGGUCGUCCAUCAGUCUGGUCUUGUCGGUUCCAGCAGGCAGCCUUUGGGAUCAGCUUUGUACUUUGUGUUUCCUGUCUUCUGGUGAAGACCAUGGUGGUUCUGGCAGCUUUUCGCUCAGCUCGUCCUGGUGCUGCAGCUUUGAUGAAGUGGUUUGGUCCAGGUCUACAGAGAGGAAGUGUCUGCCUGUUCACCAGUGUACAGAUCAUCAUCUGCAUCAUAUGGUUGUCUCUCAGUCCACCAGUACCUCACCGUGACUUGGGUAUCCAAGGGUCAAAGGUCACUUUGAAGUGUGCCAUGGCCUCUGUGGUGGGCUUCUCUCUGGUUCUGGGCUACAUCGGUCUGCUGGCCUGCACCUGCCUCCUCUUGGCUUUUCUUGCCAGGAAACUCCCUGACAGCUUCAAUGAGGCCAAACUGAUCACUUUCAGCAUGCUGAUAUUUUGUGCUGUUUGGGUGGCCUUUGUCCCUGCUUAUGUUAGCUCUCCUGGGAAAUAUGUGGUUGCUGUUGAGAUUUUUGCCAUCCUGGCCUCUAGUUAUGGUUUACUGUUCUGUAUCUUUGCCCCAAAAUGUUUCAUUAUUCUAUUCAGACCUGAGAAAAAUACUAAGAAACACCUGAUGGCCCGAUAA